Odobenus rosmarus divergens (Pacific walrus) is the source of this 942-nucleotide messenger RNA. Its product is annotated as olfactory receptor 8K1-like. Gene Ontology annotation, molecular function: olfactory receptor activity; G protein-coupled receptor activity; odorant binding. The coding region runs from base 1 to 942 and encodes 313 amino acids. The transcript has a single exon. Gene Ontology annotation, cellular component: membrane. Gene Ontology annotation, biological process: G protein-coupled receptor signaling pathway; sensory perception of smell. Lineage: Eukaryota; Metazoa; Chordata; Mammalia; Carnivora; Odobenidae. The record is from RefSeq and is a predicted model, not a curated record.
AUGAACAAACAAAAUCUAACAGUGCUAACAGAAUUCAUCCUAAUGGGAAUCACAGACCAUCUUGCGCUGCAGGUUCCCUUCGUUGGGCUCUUCCUCAUCAUCUACACAGUCUCAGUGGUGGGCAACCUGGGCAUGAUCAUCCUCACCAAGGUGGACUCCAGGCUCCAAACACCCAUGUACUUCUUCCUCAGACACCUGGCUUUCAUUGACCUUGGUUAUUCAUCAGCUGUGGGACCCAAAAUGUUAGUAAAUUUUGUAGCUAAUCAAAAUACAAUUCCCUAUAACUGGUGUGCUACACAGCUACCUUUCUUCAUCUUGUUCAUCAUCAGUGAGCUAUUCAUUCUGUCAGCAAUGGCCUAUGACCACUUUGUAGUCAUCUGUAACCCUCUGCUCUACAUGAUUGUUAUGUCACAGAGGGUGUGCUGGGUGCUGGUAGCAGUCCCUUAUGUCUACAGUGCCUUUCUUUCUCUGACAACCACCACAAAGAUAUGUAUGUCAUCCUUCUGUGGCCAUAAUGUCAUUAGACAUUUUUACUGUGACAGUCUUCCCUUGUUAACUUUGCUGUGCUCAAGCACACGUGAGAUUGAGUUGAUAAUACUGAUCUUUUCAGCAUUCAAUUUGGUUUCCUCCCUUGUGAUAGUGCUUGUGUCCUACCUCCUGAUCCUAAUGGCCAUCCUCAGGAUGAACUCUGCAGAGGGCAGGCACAAGGCCUUCUCCACCUGUGGAUCUCACCUGACAGUGGUCAUUGUAUUAUAUGCAACACUAUUCUUCAUGUAUGUGCAGCCCAAAUCCAGUCAUUCCUUUGAUACUGAUAAAAUUGCCUCUGCAUUUUACACUUUGAUAAUACCUAUGCUGAAUCCCAUGAUCUACAGCCUGAGGAACAAAGAUGUAAAAGGUGCCCUGCAUAGAAUAUGGAAAAAUCUGCACAAAUUGCCUAUAUAG